UGCAUUAAAAGUGAUUGGGUGAACCCGUGUCACGUGAGCGUCCUUCGACACAAGUUUCCACGACAGCUGAGUAGCAGCUAAAUGCGUUUUUUCACCUGUAACAUUGAUCCUUUUCAACUCGUCAGUCGAAGUUUCUUAAAAUGGGAGACAAGAAGAGCCCCACAAGGCCAAAGCGGCAAUCCAAGCCCUCCGCCGACGAUGGGUACUGGGACUGUAGCGUGUGCACAUUCAGGAACAGCGCUGAGGCGUUCAAGUGCUUGAUGUGUGAUGUCAGGAAGGGGACGUCAACUCGAAAACCAAGGCCUGUUUCUCAGCUGGUUGCACAGCAAGUAAAUCAGCAGUUUGCACCACCCACACACCCCAAAAAGGAGAAGAAAGAAAAAUCAGAGAAAGACAAGAGUGAUAAAGAACCAACACUGAAAAAGAAAAACUAUAAAAAGAUGAGGCCCAGGUUAAAAAACAUAGACCGGAGCAGCGCCCAGCAUCUAGAGGUCACAGUUGGAGACUUGACUGUAAUAAUCACAGACUUUAAGGAGAAAGCUAAACCCAUGUCCACUUCAACAAGUGCUGCCUCAGCAGACCAACACAGUCAAAGUGGCUCGAGCUCUGAUAACACUGAACGAGGCGUCUCCAGAUGCUCUUCGCCCCACGGGGAAGGCUCGUCGGUUAAUGGAGAGACUCACUAACUUUCCCAGUCAGCACAACCUGUUCUUCUGCACUCUCAACAGCCUCAACCAGAGAUUAAACUUCAACAUGCACGUUUUUUUGUUUUUUUUAAUAAUACUGUAAACGCCAAUAUGAUAGCAUUCACUUCCAUUCGGGGGUUGUAUUUUUCACUGCCUUCCCAUGAUGAUAAAGAUUUCAGGAGUCAGGACGUGUGCUGUAUGCUGCUCAAUUCAAAGAACUGUCGCAGCAACAUCUAUCAUGAUGAACUGAAAAGAGGAACUGUAGCAUUAAAUCCCGGAUGUCUGUGGAACUGUGCCACGUGUUGUGGUGACUUGCGUUUUAACACCACAGUGUUACAUCAGCAUCACUGUGGUCGGUGCUGCACAGUAUAAAUGAUGCAUUAUGAAAGAAAAUAUGAAAAAGUCAUCUCAGAAUUGUAGUUUAUCCUUGAAUUUUGUUAUCAUUAUUUGCACUUAAUGGCAUCCUAUGUUAUUCAUGUUAACAUUUUUUGCAUAAUUUCCACUUUAUCAGUAAAUCAUAACACUGUUGGUUACUGGCCUUACCCAGGUCUCAUUUAAUGCCAUUGGAUGCCAUUAAUUGUUUUACUGUCUAAAAUUUGAGUAAAAAUAUGAAAUAAUUAUUCUAAGUAUGCUUCUCCUUCACUUGGUAGAGUUAAGCAUGUUUUAAUCUAUAGAAUGGUUUAUAUUGUAAAAUAAUGUUAAAUAAAAAAAGUUGUAGAUACAUGGA
Messenger RNA from Siniperca chuatsi (mandarin fish), 1413 nucleotides. Its product is annotated as YY1-associated factor 2-like. The coding region runs from base 141 to 686 and encodes 181 amino acids. Gene Ontology annotation, molecular function: DNA binding; transcription coregulator activity. The record is from RefSeq and is a predicted model, not a curated record. The transcript has 4 exons. NCBI's taxonomy places the organism in Eukaryota, Metazoa, Chordata, Actinopteri, Centrarchiformes, Sinipercidae. Gene Ontology annotation, biological process: positive regulation of DNA-templated transcription. Gene Ontology annotation, cellular component: nucleus.